Messenger RNA from Adineta steineri, 1944 nucleotides. The record is from the annotation of a GenBank genome assembly. Lineage: Eukaryota; Metazoa; Rotifera; Eurotatoria; Adinetida; Adinetidae.
AUGGCUCUUGCUUCAUCACUUCAUAGAAUGUCAACUAGUUCCGGUUCUUCAUCAUCAUCAAAUACAUUUCUUUUACCUACAACUGAUUUAAUUAUAUCUGAUAAUCAAUUAAUUGAUAUUCUUUUAAAUGAUCAAAAUACAGAAUAUAAAAUUCAAACAGUUAAUCGUUGGUGUAAAAAUACACGACGUAAUCGUUUAUCAACUAUACUUGAUGUUUCACAAAGACAUGAUGUAUUAUUAUCUCUAAUUAAUAUUCUUCAACAAACAACUAAUUUAGAAUAUCAGUAUAAUUGUUUAACACUUUUAUCGGAGAUUCAUAUAAAUAUUCAUCAUUAUGAUCAACGAAUUUAUCUUCCAGCAAUUAUACAAUGUUUUUCAUCUACAUCAAAUGAUGUACAAUCAUUAACCGUACAAUUAUUAACAAAACAAAUACAUUUAACAUCGGAUAUUCGAACAUUUUUAUUUAUUUAUUUACAAGAUGGUUUAAAAUCUUCUAAUAUUCGAAUACGUGUUAUGGCUAUUCAAUCCUUAACCGAACUAUUAAAUACUAUACAUCAAUAUGAAAAUCUUUCUCCAAUAUUCGAAGUUCUUCUACAAAAUUUACAAGAUAAUACAUUUCGUUCAACUUAUAAUACUAUUCUUCUUAAUUCUAUUCAACAUAUUAAACAAAUUAUAGGUUUAGAUUCAAUUCAUACUUAUCUUGAAAAUUAUCUACCAAUAUUAAAACAAACAUAUUUUACAUAUGUACCACAAAUAAAUGAACAAUCUCAAAUUGUUCCUCUUGAUACUGAUUUAGAUGAUGAUGAUGAUAGAACACCAAGAGCAUCUCAAAAUAAUACGAGUCAAUUAGAUAAUUCACAUAAUUUAUUAUCGAAUCGAAAACCUCCAUUACCAAUAACAAAUGAUAAUUUAGAUUUUUAUUCAAUUAUUGAUUCAUUACGUUCAAAUUGGUCAGUAGCUGAUGAAACAAAUCGUUUAAAUUAUCUUGAACAUUUUAAACAAUCAUGUGAAAAGUAUUUACAAAAAAUUCGUACACAAUAUUUAUCACCAUCACAUGAAUUAGAAUUUCAUCAAGUAUUACAUACAUUUCUAACAUCUAUACUUGAUCUUUUAUCUUAUUUAACAUCAUCAAAUCUUGAUAUAUCAAUUAAAAUUAAACUUGUUCUAUCAACAUGUCUUGGUUGGCUUAUUAAACAUGCUCAAGUUAUUUAUUGUAAAAGAAAUUUUAAAACAAUUUGUACAGUUUUUAAAAAUAUUCUUCGUAAUGGACAAUCGAAUAAUCGACAAUUAGCAAAAUUAAGUGUUAGUCUUAUUCUUUUACUUGAAAAUUUUGUUCAACCUCCUCUUAUUCUCAAUGAAUUAAUCGAUGAUAAUUUUGAAUCUUAUAAUUAUCGUAUACAACUUGAAAUGCUUGCUAUUGUUACAGCAACAUUAUUAAAAUAUCGUCAAUAUCAAUAUGAAAAUUUACCAAAAAUUUCUCCUUAUUUUCUUCCAUUAUUAAUAUCUAAUCGUCGUGAAUUACGUCAUGGAGCUAUUGAAUGUUUUACAGUUAUUUGUAGUUAUUAUAAUUCAUAUAAUCCAUUGACAUUAGCAAUAUUCGAAACAAAUCAACCGAUAAAACAUCUUUUAACAUCAAUUGAAAUUUUAUCAAUAGAUGCAUUUAAUGCAUUACGUUUUCGUUUAUUACGUAAUGUACUUCCAUCUUUAACUGGUAAAGGAAAUAUAACACCAGGUUUAGUAUGUGAUUCAAAUACAUUAAAUGAUCCGGAUGCAAAAUUUAUUUUAUUGGUUAAUAAUCCAACACCAACUCCACGAACUACAACAGCACCCAUUAUUGAAUCAUCAUCAUCAUUAACAAAAAUAACACCGACGAAUAAUAAAUUACUUCAAUUAGCUAUGCCUUUUGCAGCAUCAACAACAAAAACAAUUACUAAUGACACAUGA